GACUGGGAGGGGUGGCCUUGUGUGCAAAUGAGGUCUGAAGCCUUCCUGUCUGCUUGCUCAGGCUUGUGUUGUAGCUCGCAACAGCCUGGUAUACAAACUAUAUCCUGUAUCUGUUAAUCAAUGUUAGAGAGUUUGUUUUAAAAGAAAAGUUGGUGGUGUUAAGAUCUUUCACGUACAGAACGUUAUAGGUGGCAUCUGAGAAGUACGAAAAUGGCUGAACAUGAUACACAACCCCAAGGCUCCAGUAAGCUUAAUCAAGUGCAGGACCAGGUAAAUGAUGUCAAAGUUAUACUCAAAGACAACAUAAACAAAGUGUUGGAGAGGGAAGAGAGACUGGAUGACCUAAUCGGGAAAACACAUGAUCUGCAGGCCACUGCCGACUCAUUUCAAAGGACUUCUGCAAAGGUUUCCAGAAAGUACUGGUGGAAAAACAUUAAAAUGAUGAUUAUAAUCGGAGUGAUUGUGUUCAUAAUUGUUUUGCUCAUCAUUCUUCUGGCAACUGGAGUCAUUCCCACAUAAUAUGGGCACUUCUUUAUUGUUUUCAUAUCAAAUGUAAUUAAGUGGAAAAUAGACUAUGACCUAUAUUUAUGCUGUUUUUGUCUGAUAACUACUUUGGGAGAUAACACAUUAAAUGAAAUGUCAUGUAAAUAUAAUGCAUAAAGUUUACUGUGUAAAAAUUUAUAUUAUCAGAUAAAUAGUACACUGAACCACUGAGGUGGCAAGGGUUCAUUAUCUUGAGAUUAUCAAUAAACAUUUCAUUUUUUGUUUUUACAAGACUGAAUAACACCAGUUUAAUUCCAGUGUCCUCUAAACAUUUGAAACCGUAUAGUGGUUGUAGUUAUUAUGACAAAUAUGUACAUUUCUGUGUAGGGUAAAGGUGGAGAAGGAAGUAUGUUUAUGAUUGUGUUUAGUGUUUUGAACUCCAUGUAUUCUAUUUAUGUUCCGACCUUUGUUUUGUGCAUUGUAAUGGUAUUGUCUUGUAUUUCAUAGUAUUCCAUUAAUUAUGAAGGUUUUCCUUUCUGUAUCUUACACUGAACAUCCUAGACCAAAUGAAAAUGUACAACCAUACUUAUUCUUUCACAUGAUAUGCUGAUUAGCAUGUAAAUACUGAACACUGUACAGAACAGACUGCUUAUAAUAAAGAGAGACUCUGUGGCAUGCAUUGA
Ictalurus punctatus (channel catfish) is the source of this 1166-nucleotide messenger RNA. RefSeq lists its product as uncharacterized. Gene Ontology annotation, biological process: vesicle-mediated transport; vesicle fusion; SNARE complex assembly. Bases 211 to 519 code for a protein of 102 amino acids. Gene Ontology annotation, molecular function: SNAP receptor activity; syntaxin binding. The transcript has 3 exons. Lineage: Eukaryota; Metazoa; Chordata; Actinopteri; Siluriformes; Ictaluridae. Gene Ontology annotation, cellular component: plasma membrane; SNARE complex. The record is from RefSeq and is a predicted model, not a curated record.